Molecule: messenger RNA, 408 nt
Organism: Rotaria sordida
Lineage: Eukaryota; Metazoa; Rotifera; Eurotatoria; Philodinida; Philodinidae
Source: the annotation of a GenBank genome assembly
AUGAACUAUUGUGAUAAUAAAGACGUAAAUUCAUCAAAAGAUAUUAAAAAAUAUGUUAAUUCUCCUCAAAUAAUAAAUAAACAAGAACAUAAUCAAAUGAAAAAAAUAAAUAAUUUAAAUGAAAAAUCAAUACCAAUAAAACAGACAAGUAUUCAUCGUUCAUGUUUAAAACAUCGAUCAAAUCAACAAUCAAAUAUAUCAUCAGAUAAUAAUGAAACUCAUCGAUUAUCAUCUGGUCGAGUAUCAUUUGCACAAACACCAUUAAAUGAUGGAAAAAUACUUAUUAAUGAUUUUGUUGAAAAAAAACAUCAAUCAGCUAUAUUUGCUAAAAAAGCAAAAGAAUUUCAAUUAGCUGAAUUAAAUUAUUUUAAAGAUCAUGCUCGAGAUAAAGAACCAAUUGAUGAAUAA